AAUAUAUAUAGUUGUUAAACAUGCCGCCCGUGGCGCCACGAGUCGCAUCUGCAGCAACACGCCACUACAUCAGCAUGCGGUUAGCUCACUGUAUUCAUUGAAAACACGUGACGUCAAGGGAACCACUGGUCAUGUGCAGUCUGGGAGAAAGUAUAAAGUCUUGUAGGUUGUGGAAACUUUAUUAUGUUACUUAGAAGACGAAAGAGAAGCGAAAAUUUUGAUCAUGAAGUUUCUGACACUAACACUGAUUACGCUCUGUUUCAUCACUUUUUCAGCAGCAUAUCUGUUCAGAGAAAUAGUGGAGAAGAAAAAUGGUGGUUGCUACCUCCCUGAUUUUGGACAGAUUGAAAAUAAAGGUGUGGUGUAUAACGACGAGAAAUGUGAGAUUCGUGUCUGUGAUGCAGAUGGAGAUGAAGCUUUUAUUAAUGGAGCAGGGUGUGGUGUUAUUGGAAUAGACGAUCCAAACUGUAAGCUGGUACCUGGAGAAGGACAUUACCCGUCUUGCUGCCCUGCUCCAAUAUGCAAGAAACCGGAUAACAAAUAAAUAACGGCGGUUGAAAUUUUGGUUUUUCGUUUUCAUUGAUUUCCAGCGUGUAAGAGGAGACAGAAGAAAUGUGAUGACAAUUUGUAACCGUCUGAAAUAACUGAUUGUAAUGAAGCAGAAACUAACUGUUAACUAAGAGAUCUCGAAAUAUAACAUUUGUAUCGAAAUCAUUCAUUGAUUUGCCACUCCUCCACAGUGGCUCAGGGUUAAGCUGGAUGGCUUAUAAUGAUAAAAAUAGGGUUUCGAUACCUGCAGUGGCCACAGCACAGAUAAGCAAUUGUGUAGCUUUCUGCUUAACUACAAGCAACAAACAAAAUCGUUUGAUUUAUACAAAAACAAGACAUGCCAGUAUUUUUUGGUUCUAAGCUAUGACUACAAUUUGUUGGUCAUAUUCUCUAAACCUAAAUAUUGAUUACAUUUUGUAUAAUUAAUUUACAUAUACGUCUAAAAAUAGAAUAAUAGUAAUAAAUGACUGAACAACGACAUUGCUUCAUUGGACGUCCAAUCAGAUUUUUGACUUAUUGAAAGUUUAACUUUAAGUCUGGGUACUGCUUAUUAACACAAAUGGCCAGUAACUGUGUUGUUAUCUAUGUGUAUAUAUUACCCUGUAUUGAACCGUUAUGAUAUCGUGAUGAUUGUUGUAUUCAUUUAUAUUAAAAAAACAAACCAUUUAUUCUGAAUUACUUCACUUUCAUAAAACUA
This is a messenger RNA of Limulus polyphemus (Atlantic horseshoe crab), 1246 nucleotides long. RefSeq names its product toxin-like protein 14. The record is from RefSeq and is a predicted model, not a curated record. Lineage: Eukaryota; Metazoa; Arthropoda; Merostomata; Xiphosura; Limulidae. Bases 224 to 544 code for a protein of 106 amino acids. The transcript has 4 exons.